This is a messenger RNA of Cynoglossus semilaevis (tongue sole), 1185 nucleotides long. Its product is annotated as tubulin alpha-1C chain-like. The transcript has 3 exons. The coding region runs from base 147 to 1058 and encodes 303 amino acids. Gene Ontology annotation, cellular component: microtubule. The record is from RefSeq and is a predicted model, not a curated record. NCBI's taxonomy places the organism in Eukaryota, Metazoa, Chordata, Actinopteri, Pleuronectiformes, Cynoglossidae. Gene Ontology annotation, molecular function: structural constituent of cytoskeleton; GTP binding. Gene Ontology annotation, biological process: microtubule-based process.
CCGCUCCCGGUCAGAGAGUAUAAAAGAGCGAGACCAAGGUGUUGUCUCCUCACAUACUUCUUACGCACGACCCUGGUGGUUUGUCCAUUGAGACUAUUUGAUAUUUUACGUCCUCUUCUCUUUUCCGGCGUCAACCUUCACGAAACAUGCGUGAGUGCAUCUCCAUCCACGUCGGUCAGGCUGGUGUCCAGAUCGGCAAUGCCUGCUGGGAGCUUUACUGCCUGGAACACGGCAUCCAGCCUGAUGGACAGAUGCCCAGUGACAAGACUCUUGGAGGAGGAGAUGAUUCCUUCAACACCUUCUUCAGUGAGACUGGAGCUGGGAAGCACGUCCCAAGAGCAGUUUUUGUUGACCUGGAGCCCACUGUCAUUGGUGAGUGUCUGUGGGUUCCUCUAAAAAUUAGUAUCGUGUCCUCCAUCACAGCUUCCCUCCGUUUCGAUGGUGCUCUCAAUGUUGAUCUGACAGAGUUCCAGACCAACUUGGUGCCAUACCCUCGUAUCCACUUCCCUCUGGCCACCUACGCCCCUGUCAUCUCUGCAGAGAAGGCCUACCACGAGCAGCUGACAGUCUCUGAGAUCACAAAUGCCUGCUUUGAGCCAGCCAAUCAGAUGGUGAAAUGUGACCCUCGUCACGGCAAGUACAUGGCCUGCUGUCUGCUGUUCCGUGGUGAUGUGGUGCCCAAAGAUGUCAACGCUGCCAUCGCCACCAUCAAGACCAAGCGCACCAUCCAGUUUGUGGACUGGUGCCCCACUGGUUUCAAGGUGGGCAUCAACUACCAGCCUCCCACUGUGGUUCCUGGUGGAGACCUGGCCAAGGUCCAGAGGGCUGUGUGCAUGCUGAGCAACACCACUGCUAUUGCAGAGGCCUGGGCUCGGCUUGACCACAAGUUUGACCUGAUGUACGCCAAGCGUGCGUUUGUUCACUGGUACGUGGGUGAAGGUAUGGAAGAGGGAGAGUUCUCUGAGGCCAGAGAAGACAUGGCAGCUCUGGAGAAGGAUUAUGAGGAGGUGGGAACUGAUAAUGCGGAGGAGGUGGAUGAAGAAGGAGAGGAAUAUUAGUGUUGUCUUUGCACCUGUUUCACAAGAGCUUUCAAUGUUGGCACUAAUUGUACAGAUUGAGUGCAUUGUACUUAAUGGUCAUACUUUUGGUUGCUGUAUUAAAAAAAAUAAAAAUUAAUUGACAGCA